AUGGAACCAAAUCCAGUUAUUAUUGCUGCUACAGCAAAACAAACAGCAUCUCUUAUCUUUUUACAUGGACUUGGAGACACUGGUCAUGGCUGGGCAAGCACAAUUGCUGCCAUUAGAGGACCUCAUAUUAAAGUUAUAUGUCCAACAGCAUCAACUAUACCUGUGACACUCAAUGCAGGUUUCAGGAUGCCUUCUUGGUUUGACUUAAGAACUUUAGAUGCUACUGCUCCUGAAGAUGAAGAAGGAAUAGUAAAUGCAACAACGCUUAUUCAUCGACUUAUAACUGAUGAAGUUAAAGCCGGUAUUCCAGCUGGUCGAAUAUUACUGGGAGGGUUUUCCCAGGGUGGCGCAUUAGCUCUCCAUGCUGCUCUUACCUACUCUGAACCACUUGCUGGAGUAAUGUCUCUUUCAUGCUGGCUACCGAGACAUGCUCAUUUUCCUGAUUGUGUGAAGGCUCCAAAAGAAUUACCAGUAAGUGAUAAGAGCAAUCUCUCCACCAUUUUGUUAAACAUUGUUUGA
This is a messenger RNA of Pieris macdunnoughi, 519 nucleotides long. The record is from the annotation of a GenBank genome assembly. NCBI's taxonomy places the organism in Eukaryota, Metazoa, Arthropoda, Insecta, Lepidoptera, Pieridae.